Leguminivora glycinivorella is the source of this 1280-nucleotide messenger RNA. RefSeq lists its product as uncharacterized. The transcript is spliced from 8 exons. The record is from RefSeq and is a predicted model, not a curated record. The coding region runs from base 85 to 1128 and encodes 347 amino acids. NCBI's taxonomy places the organism in Eukaryota, Metazoa, Arthropoda, Insecta, Lepidoptera, Tortricidae.
UGUGUUUGUUGUGAUUCUGAAUACUUUUAUUUCAAUAUUCUCUCUUAGACUAGCAGUCAGUUGUAGUUUAAUAUUGUACCUAGAAUGUCGUGCAACAUGUCCUACAUUUGCAUGAUCUGCACUCUAAACAUUCCACCUUUGCUACCUCUCGCGAUAGAGCACAGAAGAUUACUUGAGGCUCUUGUUUCUCCCACGGUUUACAUGGCGGACCUCAAAGCCUGCCACCUCCUGCUGUGCGUGGGCUGCCAGGUGAAGAUGCUCUCUGUCCACCAGUUCCAGAAGACCGCCAUCCAGGGCAUCAGCAACCUCAAGUACCUGCUCAGUAAAGUCACUAUUGCACCGUCAUUCCCACCGAUUAUUAUUGAGGAUGAAGAUGUGAAGCCCGAGAUAGUAACCAUUAAAAUAGAACCCGGGACCAUAUUACCUGGUACUGAAGAGGAUUCCGACACCAAUGAUUCAUCAUCAGAUGAAGAGAUGGAUAUCAAAACCGAGCCACAGCAUCCACUGGAGGCACAGUCUUCUCAACCUGAUGAUGCUUUAAAACGCAAAUCUCAUCCAGAGGGCGUUCCUAAAGACAAAUGUAAAUCUGUUCGUGAACCAAGCGAACAGCCAACCACAAGUGUACAACCAACAAUAUUGUCCCAAACACCUGUGACGAAGGGAACCAUAUCAAGGAGUCCCGAAAAUACUUCCAAACCAAAAACAGGCAAAUACGGCACCAGAAUUUUGAGGAGCAGCGUGAGAAAGCGGUACAAGGUGAAACUGCGGCCGAAGCCUUCAACACUGCAGUGUCCGCAUUGCGACCAAAAGCUCAGUCACUCUGUCAGCCUGCAAGCUCAUAUCAAAAGCCAUGAAACUACACCAAAAACGGACACGCAGCGGAAAUAUGGACUAAGACAAAAAAAUACAAAUGUCAGCGCAGAACCCAGCCCUGUACUCGUGCAGGUGAUCCCGAGGCGAGACUUCGAGAAACUCGUCAAUGACGUCAAUUGCCACGAAAGGAACCCACUACCAAAACAUGAACAUAAAAAAUCAAAGACUUCAGCUCAGAGGUCUCGCGAGUAUCGACUUCGAUUGAAGACAAGGCAGAAAAAUAAUAAUAUUACCGCACAGAAGCAAAAAUCAUGAUCAACCAGUGGACUAUUUCACCAGUGACAUUGACAUUUGCCACUGACAUUUCUGUCCCUAUUUCUGUGUUGAUUAGUAAAAAAAUAGGCUAGUUUCCUACUAGUUAGUCAAAUCAGCUUCUUUUUAAGAACUGUCAAAACGAUUUGCUAAUA